UCUGUCCAUCCCACGUCCUGUGCUGUGUGUUCUUUGUAAUUACGUGACAUUAACUUACAUGUAGUACGGCACAGGCCGGGAAAUCUGGAUAUCUGUCUACAUUACCAGAAGGAAAAGAAGUGACCCUAGAGCGGAUUUACAAAGGAUGUGGCAGAACAUUUAACAAGUACCGAAUUUUAAAAGAACCAAAAAAACCUACAAUAAACUAGAUAACCUACUUCAGACACGCCGUAGUAGCUACGGUCUUUUUGAAAUCACUGAGUUUUAGCUCUGCAUCUUUUGUACCGUUAACAUCCGUGUGAUGAGUAGGACAAGGAAUAAGGAAGACUGAUGUAGACAUAUAAAAACAUGAUGUUUUACCGAGGUUCGUUUUGCACGCGCCUUCGAUGCACGUGUUCUUUUUGCGUAAUUCCGACACGUGCACACGCACGCACACUCGGCCACCCACUUGUGCGACAUGUUUUCAGGAAAUGAAUAUACAGUCAAGUGCAGAAACAAUGGCACAACCAGAAAGCUGUGUGUGUUCUUCGCGGCAGAUGUAAUUUGUCGUUUUCACACUUCAAAGUACUGGACUGGGUGUGAAGAGCGUACAUUUUAAUGAUAGGUGGAUGCACAGUAGUAGUACAGUAAUGCUAUACCGCAUGUUCACAGAAGAUAACAUCGGCAGUAAUUAACGAAUACAAAGGGCCAUGUUCAACCCAUAUGGCUUAGUUUGAGCCGCUGCUGCUUAUCAUUUGUGCAACAUUCCUGAUUAAGCUAGCCUAAGCUUUUUCUACAUUAAAAGAUGCCACCGUUCUUAUUUGCUUCAGUAGAGUUUAAAUUAAAGUAACAUGCCAAAGGUAAUCCAUCAUGGUUAACAUAUCUUCUUUUAUUUCUGACAGUUAAAGAACCAGCAGCUGGUUAGCUUAGCAUAUAUAGCCGACUGAAUAUGGGCUUUGCUCUGUCAAAAAAGUUGUCAUCCAACACCAUAUUUGGUCUAGUAAAUAACAUGUUAACAUUUUUUUCUAAUAUCCUGCAAAACCAAUGAUUUUAGGAAAAAAAGUAUACAAUUGUCAAGUUAACAUCACAUGUAGCAAUUUACUAGAGAAACCUCACAAUGUAAAAGCAAACCCAGAACUGUCAUAACAGAUUUUAGUAAGAUUUUCCCAAGUUUUCAUCUAUGUUCUCCCCUGCGUCAUUUUAUGCUACAUAACCUAUGAGUCAGUCCCUGCUCCCUGUGUUUACACUUUGUGUCACAUUCCAUGUUGCAGAAUUCAUAAUGUUCAUGUGACUGCUAACAUGCUGUGUGAACUCAGAGGAUUGCAUCGCUUUCAUGCUCCCAGACCACUCAGGCUGAAAAUAUAGGUUUCACGAGGUGGAAACAUAUUAAAUCUACAGUAUGUCAGCCAUUGCCAUUACAACCUCUACAUGCUGAGAGAGGAAGUUAUGGUUAUUGAAAGUUUGUAGAGGAGCUUGUGUAGGCUAUAAAAUUGCACCACUACUUGUCACAUUUGUGAUGUGGAUCCCAUUGGAGAGGACAGUUGGAUGCAGAUGUUUACUUGUAGCAUAAAAACAGGGAGGCCAUAAUGUAAAGGAAACAAAGCAUUUAAGUAAACACAAGGCCUUGUCAAUACCAUGUUUGGUAUUUCUGCAUUAUAAUUACAAUGAUAGGACUGGGUAGAGAAAGGGAUUGCUCUGUAAAAGGCAAUUCUCCCUGACAAUGUCAGCGUUUUGUGAACAGCUACAUGUACACCCUUGUGAAUUUGCUGUGAAAUGACUUUAGGAAAGAAGCUAAAUUCUAACCUUGUCUUGCAUUGUUAAUCUGGAUAAAAACAUCAUUUAAAGACCUGUACAUGGAGGCUUUUACCUGAAUGGAUUUACUACUCUACACUACAGUGUACAGGGGCGGAUUUACCAAGGUGCCAUGAGGUGGCAGCUGCCCCUCCAUAAAACAAAUGUCUCCUGUUUCCUCCAUGUCUCUGCACCUCAACGACUGGAUUUGGACAGUCUAAUUCAAAGAUAUAUGUUGAAAUGUUGUGGCUUGUUGGAAAUUUACAAGAGCAAAACUCUGAUCCCCAAAGGCAAGAGAAUUCAGCAAAGGUGAUGAUCCCAGGGCCCCUGCAAAGGCCUGUGAUGUCACUGUCCCUGCCACAAACAAUGUCUGCUGUGUGUGUAGGGUGGCCAACGUCCAUGUCACAAAUGCAGCUUACUGGGGACAAGAAAAGGAGGCUCCACUGAAUUCUGAGUGAGAGGCAAUGGAGGGCUAAAUCACAUGCUCUGUCAAGAGCAAUCACAACCCAAACCAGAGUAAUCAUUCCCUAGUGCUCAAGAUGCCUGAGAAUCCUUUCUGGGAGCUCAGAGCAAAUUUUUUCCAGUAAUUUGCCUAUCUCAGUCAAAGGAAGCACGUUGAUAAAAGUAAGAAACAAUUAAUGUUUUUCCAGUGAAGCCUUGAAAAAAGAUAAGACCCAGCCACGGCCCACUGGAGGGACUCAGAGAAGCUUUUAGGGGGUGUCGAUUUGGAGGAGAAGAUCACUGCAGUGACAGAGGCGAUGGGUAACAAGAACGCCAUGCUGUUAAAAGGUCCCAACACUGGAACUACACAUAAAGAGGAAGGGGUGUGCAUCGACGGUGCCACAGGAAGCGUCUCUGGAGAUGGAUUACUUGGCCCCAGCCCAGAGCUGCUGGCCUCCCUGCAGUCCCUCAGAGAAAACAGUGACUACACAUUGCUGCCACACUCGCUGCACCAGAUCGCAGAAGCCUACUCACUCAAAGAGGACUACCAGUGGGCCAUCCAGUUCCUUCAGCUAGAGAAGCUCUACCAUGAACGUCUGCUGUCCAACCUCACCACCCUGCAGGAGAAUUGGGAGAGCCAGUGGAGAGAGAAGAAGAAUGCUCAGAACAGUUUGCCUGGUGAGACAGACGGUAUCAGUCAGAAACACAUGGAGACUCUGAGGCACAUCUGCAGGACACACCUCAGACCAUCAAACAGUAUGGAACAGAGCACACUGAAUACAGUGCUGGAAGACAUUCAGAGCAAGAACGAGACACUACAGUCCUGUCAUGAUAAAGUGAACACGCCUGAAACAACACAUCUGGAUGAAGAACAAGAGCAAAUCAUGAAGAGCUCAGAAGCAGAGUUUCCUUUUCCAAAGACAGGCCGUCAGGCCGAAGGCGAGGAUGAGGAAAGAGGAGAAGAAGAGACAUAUGAGGAAGGACAGGAGGUAGAAGAGGAGGAGGACCAGUGUGAGGAGACACCAGAGGAGGAGGAGGUGAAGGUGGAGUGGCCAACAGGAGUCCCUCAGGCGUCAGACAAGGACCUGGCCAAGCUGUCCAGCACAGAGGGGAGUUCCUCUCCAGAUGGUCUGGUCUCCAUUCUGAAGAGGAGGAGAGCCUCUCUGGAUGGUUUGCCUCCUCCAAGCAGCAACCCUACUAAGAACUCCAAACGCAAAGUUCGCUUCAGCGAACCAGAAGAUGGCAUUGAACAAGAUGAGGUGGGUGGAGAUUCCUGCCUGAUCCUGUUACUGCUAUGUUUGGUUACCGUGGUGAUCAGCAUAGGCGGGACCGCCCUCUACUGCACCCUGGUGGACACGUACUCCAACAUUUGCACCGACUUCACUCACAACAUCGACUUCUACAUCACAAACGUACGGAGGGUCUUCGAAGGCCUUGGACACUGGCUGCCUCUCCGGACUUAGACUCUUUCAUCUGCAUUCCAGAUGUUUGUCCCACAUUGGACAGUGUAAAUCACAGAGUCAGGAUGAGAGAGUUCCUGAGCACGACUCGAAUCUGCAGAUUGGAGCCAAAGCAACUAGAGCUUAAGUCCUUUGGCUCAUUAAGACUUUGAAUUAAAAAUAUGAGCUAUUAGUCCAACAUUUAUGUUUAAUUAACGGGUGCUCAAACCAAGACCAAACAGUGAAGACUGCAUGUUGUAGGACCAGAGUUUAAAAACUCUUGCUAACUACUGUUUGUGUGGAUUAUUCAUCUAAAGCUGAACUUUAUACAUAUAUCACACACGACAGCUCACGACUCUCAUGAUUAUUGUUUAAAUGGAAGCAGUAGUUCAUGUUUUUCUCACAGCUGUAGCAGUCAUACCUGUCAGUCAUUUAUCUUUUUUCCCCAGAAGCUUUCUUGUCCUGGUGGUUUUAUUUUUGACUGAUCCAGAGAGAAGCUAUCAUUAGGAUUGUACGUGUGUGUGUUGUUCUUUUGCAUAAUUAAUGGACAAAAUGAUAUUUUGUCCCUUUUACAUUCGUGUUACCAUUAUAUUUUGCUCUGUUGACCUCCGUUAAAUUGAUAUACUGAACUUGCUGUACAGGGUCGACAAAUUAUAUUAUUUCCAAAAAGCCUGAUUCCACAUUCAGGUGAGAUUUUACAGCCUUUACUACAUGAUCCCUGUGUGUAUAUCAAUCCAGGUGGUUACUCUUAACAUUCCUCUUAUCAUCAAUUCAAAGAGAAACAUUGUACAUUUUGUGAUAUACAAGUAAUUGUAUGAAGUGCCCUGUAAAAAACAAAACACAGCACCAUAAAACCGUCUGCAUGAAUGAUGCCGCAUCUGUACAUUCAGAGAGAGUGUGGCUCUUGAUGAAAAAGUCAAGCCUGUCACAUCAUGAUAAUACAUUUCAGUGUAGUCAUCAUGGUUAUUUUCAGUAUGCAAUACAGUAAUUUAACAGAUGCUCCACAAACUCAGGCACUUACCGUGUGUUUAAACUUUUGGUGCUUAAUGUUUUCAUGUUCACUGUUAAGUUUAUAACCCUGAAAUUCUUAGUCUGCAUCUGGAUUUCCGAUCUCAUCUGGUGUCCUCCUGCAGUGUGCAACAGCUACUUCAUGACAGUAUAAAGUGUGAGAAGACACAUUUGGUUUGUGUGUGACACCAGGUCACAUUCAAAAACAGACUAUACAGGUGGUUUAAAAGCAAAAACUGAAGUAGAUUAUUACUGCGAACAACACUCAUUCCUUUCUUGGAUGCUCUCAUGUUUAUUUACACCUAAUUCUAAAUGAUCCAUCUGGUGAUAUCCACUGUCCUCUGUCUUAUUUAUCUGCAUUAGGAGUCUAAUAUCCAGUGGAUUAUACUGUCUUUUUAGCAUUUUGUCCAAUUGUAGAGCGUUAUUGCCCAACAGUUGUGUUUCCUGUCAGGUACAAGUAACACAAAAGAAAACAUGUCUGUUUAUUGAAACAGAAAAAAUGAAACUUAAUCAGCAUGUUCCUUUUUCCCCACUGCCUUGUGCUGAUGUUUUUACAGAUUUUAACAGAUUUGUAACCUGCCUCCUGAGCUCUCACUGUUUGUAAAGUGAUGAAUGUUACUCCUGUAUGCAGUCCACCUUUAUAUGUUUAAAUAUUUAUGUUCAUUUGUGUCCACAGGGGAAUACAAAAACAUAUUGAUGAAGGA
Messenger RNA from Scatophagus argus, 5362 nucleotides. It is a transcript of the gene cnstb, whose product is annotated as consortin, connexin sorting protein b. The record is from RefSeq and is a predicted model, not a curated record. Bases 2529 to 3674 code for a protein of 381 amino acids. Gene Ontology annotation, biological process: positive regulation of Golgi to plasma membrane protein transport. Gene Ontology annotation, cellular component: trans-Golgi network; plasma membrane; transport vesicle. Gene Ontology annotation, molecular function: connexin binding. The transcript has 12 exons. NCBI's taxonomy places the organism in Eukaryota, Metazoa, Chordata, Actinopteri, Scatophagidae.